Aspergillus chevalieri is the source of this 327-nucleotide messenger RNA. RefSeq lists its product as uncharacterized. The transcript has 2 exons. NCBI's taxonomy places the organism in Eukaryota, Fungi, Ascomycota, Eurotiomycetes, Eurotiales, Aspergillaceae. Bases 1 to 327 code for a protein of 108 amino acids. The record is from RefSeq and is a predicted model, not a curated record.
AUGCCCUCAAAGACUGUCUCCACAAGCCUGCCGGAAUGGCAGUGGGAGCCUGCUGUGUGGAAUUUCGUGCUGCCGUCCGCCAAUGCAGUAGCAGCAGCAGCUAUCGUCCUGGUGGAUGAAGCUAUCCUGCUGAGUGUGCUUGAUCCUGCGCAGUCGCGGUUUUGCGUCAGUGGGUUCCCGAUGCCGUCUGUGGCUAAAGAGCCAUCUGUCGAGGUCGAGGAAUCGUCAGGUGGUUCUCUGUCGCUCAAGCCGCCAAAGGGACAACUGCAACAUACUCGGCAAUUUGUUUCAUAUUUAGGUACCAGUGAGUAUUCGUCCACAGCAUAG